Molecule: messenger RNA, 1573 nt
Organism: Clunio marinus
Lineage: Eukaryota; Metazoa; Arthropoda; Insecta; Diptera; Chironomidae
Source: the annotation of a GenBank genome assembly
UUGUAUGUUUACAAAACUUUGAAAUUUUAAAACUCAAGAAAAUCGAAAAAGGUUUAAUCAGCAAUUUUCUAUUCAUAAUUUAUUGACGACUCGGGAACUAGAACAGAUGCCAGCGUUUUUAUAACAGUGUUCAAAUACUGCUUGUUAAUCAUACUUCUACCAGUAAUAUCUUUCUUUGCAACCAAAAGACUGUUAGAUAGUUUAGAAUUCACAUCUUUGAAUGCAAAUAUAUAUUCUGCUGUGAGUGCUGUGGUUUGUCUUCAUAUAGCUUUAGGAUUGUAUCUAUUCAAAGCAUACUCUGAAGGUGAAAAGCCUAGAGCACCCCACCAAGCCAAACAAGAUUAAAGCAGCCUCUUCUACGUUUUGUAUUUCUAAAUCCUCGUUAAAUGUUAAGUGAAUGAGUGAGAAUGAGCUUUGAUAAACUUCAAAAUCUUCCUAUAGACAUCGCAAAAGAGCAAUGCCUGUGUGUAUCAACAACGAAUGGAAAAUAUUUCGGAAAAUUCAACAAGAUUUCUUGCAAUGGAAAACGAUUGCAAAUCAAUGAAGUAACAAAUGACAGAAACGAAGUUGUUGGAAAGUUUAAAUGUUUCAACGAAAGCGACGUGAAAUCAGUUAAAUUUAUUAAUCAUCGUCCAUUCAAUGUUUGUGAUGAGGACGAAAAGAAGACAAAUGGUUUAGAUUUAAAGUUUAAUUGUCGAUUUACAAGUCAAAAGAACGAUCAUAUUUUGAUGUUAAGCAAAAACCCAAUUUUUGUAUCACAAGCUGAUCAAACUUAUUUUCAAGCUCUUUCAAACAUCUCGCAACAAUUCAUUUGUGGAAUGUCAACUCUCGGAACUAACAAAGGACGAAUCUACAACAUUAACUUGCUUACUAUAGCAACAUCUGAAAAGAUCUUCAUAUUUGAUAUGAUUUCCUUAAAUGCAUCAAACGCUAUGAAGGAAUUUCGAAAGAUAUUUGAAGAUGAAUCAAUCAUGAAAAUAGUUUUCAAUAGCGCAAUGUUGAAAGAUAAUUUGAAGAUUAAGCAUAAUGUUGAGUUAAAUGGAUUUUUCGACAUUUCCUUUCCAAUAGCAGAAUUUUACUCCUCACAAUAUAAAUUCCUCGAUUUGAACCAAAGCAUCGAAACUAUUCUUGGAAUAAAUCCGCAAAUAAGAAAUCAAGAAGUAUUUCUUAAACGUCCAAUCAAUCAAGAUAAUCUGAUUGACAUUGCUUUAACUUCUGCUUAUCUCCUUCCCAUGUAUUCAUUCUUAUCGCGAAAAACCUUUUCCAAAUAUUUCGAAAAGAAAAUUGAAGCAAUCAAACCACAUCCAAGCAUUGAGCAUUUGAUGAAGCAAUUAAUUUUUUAAGUCACAAUGUUGAUCAUCGUAAACCUUACGAACUUUUACAUUCCUUCUUCGUCUUAGAUUAAAUAUUAACGGUGGCAAAAUAUCACAUAGAACUUUACAUUUAAUUAAGUAAAGUGAAUUCUCGUUAUAACAUACUCUCGUUAUAACAUUUCUCUCGUUACAACAUUCACUUCGAAAAUCAUUUCGAACGAAAUCUGGAACAAAAUUUUCUCGUUUUAACAUCUUUUUUC